AAAAACCACACGUGUAAACUACUCUAUAUAAAUGUGCAAUCUGAAUCGCGAGGUAUCCAGAAAAAUACCUUUUUUAAAACGUCUGUUGUUCUCCGCUCCGCCAGCGAGGGCGCUCAGGCAGCGCGCACAACUGAACGGGCCAAUCAAGAGCGCCCAGCUGGAGUGACGCCACUUCCGUGACAAUAGGGUCAGCGUGACAGAUUUAUCAACAAUAACAAGAGCGACGCGGAACAGUUUUGCGAUCAAAGUGCGAGUCUUCAAAUGACACGACGUGGAUAAACUGACGGUUAGGAGUUGUUUUGAAAUACAGCGUCCUGUCCCGCGUCUCACCGAGGAGCUGCUCGCUCAAUAGCGCUGUUAUCUCUGAGAAGUGCCGUGAGGACGCUGAGCAGAGCCCAGUCUCUUUGCUCGUUUGCAGCCACAUUUUACAUUUGAGCCCUGAAACUCAAAGGACAAAAAACUUCUGUAAUAAAAGUAAACGUUAUUUUAUGGCACAGCUGUGACUUUGAACCUGUGAGGACAAAUUGCACAGCAGUUGCAUAAGGUGCACGGUGUUGGCUUGUGCAAUGGGAGCUUCUGAGACAGAAGGGCGCACUUUUAUGCAGGCGAUCAGUGAGAAGUACAGCCCGGAAAACUUCCCUUGCCGUCGGGGUCCAGGCAUGGGUGUCGUGGUUGUGCCGUCUGGACAUCAGGGAUCACCUAUGAAAGACCGUCUGAACCUGCCCAGUGUUCUGGUUUUGAAUGGCUGUGGAAUCAGUCAUGCAGGAGAAGAGGGAGAAAUCGUCGCUGCCUUCUGUGCUCAUGUAGUUGAACUUGAUCUGUCCCAUAACAAGCUCCAUGACUGGCAUGAGAUCAGCAAGAUUGUCUCUAACAUCCCAAACCUGGAGUUCCUGAACCUCAGCUCUAAUCAGCUGAGUGAUGCAGUCCUGGAGCCGGACUGCGCAAAGGCCUUUUCUAGCAUCCACCGCCUCGUUCUUAACAAUACCCAGGUGUCCUGGGACACAGUGCACACAUUCACACAAGAGAUGCCUGAACUAGAGGAGCUGUUCCUGUGCCUUAAUGAGUACACCACUGUGACACCGGCAGCCAUGCCCUGCCCCACACUGCGUCUGCUUCACAUCACAGAUAACAGCCUCCAAGAGUGGAGUGAAGUACGGAAAUUCGGCUCCAUGUUCCCUGCACUGGACACUCUGGUCAUGGCCAACAACAACCUGAGCGCCAUUCAAGACUCGGGAGAAAUCCUUCAGCGGCUCUUCCCUAACCUUCGAAGCAUCAAUCUGCACAACUCAGGACUUAAUCGAUGGGAGGACAUUGAGAAGCUAAACUUUCUGCCCAAACUGGAAGAAGUGAGGUUGCAAGGCAUUCCUCUACUGCAGGCUUACACGAGCGCGGAGCGUCGCAGUCUAAUGAUAGCCCAACUGCCAUCAGUGAACUCCCUGAAUGGGAGUGUCGUGACAGAUGGCGAGAGAGAAGACGCUGAGAGAUUCUUCAUCCGUUAUCACUUGGAUCAUUCAGAGGAAGAGCUGCCCCACAGUAUUUGCAUUUCGCUUUGGAGAUAUCACUGCUUGGUGACCAAAUAUGGGAAACUGGCUCCUCUGGCUGAGAUCGACCUGAGACCACGUUGCCACGCCAAAGUGGAGGUGCGCUAUGAAGACAAAGUGGAGCAGGUGAGCAUCCGCUUGGACCAGACGGUCGCAGAGCUGAAGAAGCAGCUGAGGACUGUUUUGCAGCUCCCCACCAGCAACAUGCGCCUUUACUACAUCGACAAGGGUACUGCCUUUGGCCCCGAUGAGUUGAAGUACAGCACACGGGCGUUGCACUCUUACCUCAUUCAAGAUGGGGAUGAGAUCCUGGUUGUUCCCAAAACAAAAUAACCGUCUUUCUCCAAGAUCACAAAAAAGCUAUAUUUAAAUAACCAAAUCUGCUUUGAACUAGCGCCAUCUAAGCUCCACAGAGUGAAUGGGACUGUCUUUCAGGGAAAAACUUCUAGGAUUUGCUGGGGCUUUAGUUCGGCACAUAGUGUGUCAUGUCACUACACGGUCACAAGAAACACCAUGACUCGUGUGCACCUUUGGUUUUGUUGCUGUUAUUAAAGGUUUCCUUUUUGUCUUCAGACUUCACAAGCACCCCUGUAUUUCAAACGCCUGUUUCUUCAAGAGUAAAGCACAGAGGAGGGCUCUGGCAGCCCAGGAUGUGCUUUUUACAGAUUUUAAGACAAUCACCCAUAGCUGAAAGAAAAUGUUGCACUGCACUUAUGUCUUAAAGAAUAAAUCAUGGAUAUCCAUUGCCUGCUGAUGUGUGUCGUAUGCUGUCAGCCGUUAAUUACAUGCAAAAGACUCUCAGGCCUUAUAUAUUGUAUGGGCAGUGCUAGAUUCACAUGAGGAAAGAUUUGCGAAACAUCUUAUUCACAAAUGUUUUUAAAUGUCCAGUUCAAUUUUAUAAUCUGAUUGAAGAAUCCAGAAGGGAAUUGCGGAGUUGCAUGCAUUUGCUAUUUAAUGUGGUAUUUUCUUUUUUUUUUUUUGAUCCUUUUGAAUAUUUCUAUUAGUACUUUCUCUGCCGCUUUGGAAGUGGGUGCUCAAACUUGUACCUCCAAUACAAAGCAUAUGCUGAGAAAAGUGCUUAUCCUCAUUUCACUUGUAUCCAUAUUAUGGAGUGUGUUUAUUUUUAUAUUUUACUCGCAGAAUAAUGAGAUCUGUUAAGUGACAAAACAUCAGUCCACCAAAGAUUGAUUACAUACAUGUAUUAUAUAUAUAUAUAUAUAUAUAUAUAUAUAUAUAUAUGAUUAUUCACAGUAUUUACUUUUGAUUUACUGAUUGGUGUUAUUUGUUAAAAACAAAACAAAUCAAUAGCAAACCAAUCAAUGUAUAUGACUAUCCGGCUAGCAAAACAUAAGCGGAAAAUUUGGCUCCUAUGUUAAUUUAAAAGAAUACUUGAAAAUUGAAAAUUGAAAAUUGACUCACCCUCAGGCCAUCCAAGAUAUAGAUGAGUUUGUUUGUUCAUUGGAACAGAUUUAGCAUUGCAUCACUUGCUCAUCAACGGAUCCUUUGCAGUGAAUGGGUGCCGUCAAAAUGAGAGUCCAAACAGCUGAUAAAAACAUCACAAUAAUCCACAUGACUCCAGUCCAUUAAUGAAUGUCUUGUGAAGUGAAAAGCUGCAUGUUUUAAGAAACAAAUUCAUCAAGGCCAAAUUGCUUUCUCCAUUGAAAAUUCCUCUCAUCUGUAUCAAGAGGGAUGUGCAUAUUUCUUUCCCGAUUCAGACGAGAUGACUUUUUCAAGCACCAUUUUAUGUCAAAACAGUUCUAAACCUAAUCCGUGGAUUUAAUGUGAGAGGACAACAGGGGAUGGACGACUUGAGUCAUGUGGAUUAUUGUGAUGUUUUUAUCAGCUGUUUGAACUCUCAUUCUGACGGCACCCAUUCACUACAGAGGAUCCAUUGGUGAGCUAGUGAUGUAAUAUUUAAUUUCUCUAAAUCUGUUCAUUUAUAAUUUACUCAUGUUGAUCCAAACCUGUAUGACUUUAUUUAUUCUAGGGGGCAUAAAAGAAAAUGCUUUGAGAGUAAUUUUUUCCAUACCAAAAUGGAAGUCGGUGGUAACAAAAACUGUUUGGUUACCAACAUUCUUCAGAACAUCUUUUGUGUUCCACAGAAGAAAGAAAAUCAUACAGAUUUACAUUUGUACAUUUGGAAUGUAAGUAAUUGAUGAAAACUUAUUAAUUUUUUGUCCUUUUAAAGAUACUGCAGCUUGGCUAAAAUGUGUGCUGAAAUGUGCAAUGCAAGACUGUUUCCAAGUUCAUUCAGGAGUUACAGAAUAAAACCAGCAAAUGAUUUAUUUAUACCUGGUACAUCAAUCAAAUCAGUGCAUGAACCUCAUUUGCUUGUCAUACUUGAUUCAACAAGAAAAAAAAAAACAUGUUUAGCGGCUGAAACUGGUGAAAACCUAGUUUGUUGUAUUUUUUUAUUUCACAUAUAUAACAUGAUAGCAUGACUUGAAGGAUGGACUGAAUGGAAAAGCACUGAGAUCCUUUCGGCUUUACUGUCAGUGUGCCAUGUUACGCUGACAUUCGCAAAUGCUUAGGUUUGUAGUAGAUUAGCUUUUCUCUUAUGUACUGAUAUAUAAAAGUGUAUGAAAAGACGUGAAAAUAUUGAAGGCUAUAAGCAUUUCUCAUUAAACAUUUCAGGUUUCUCUUUGGUAAGAUGUGAUAUUGAAUUAAGUUGUAAUUCAGAAUUUGGAAUCAGUUAUUUGAUCAUUUUAUAACCAAAAAGUGAAAUGAGUAGUUAGUCAGACAUUUAAUAGUGACUUAUAUGAGUAUAGCUUAAACUGGUACUUCAAAUGUUAAAAUCACCUCGCAUAGCAUAUUUAAGGGUUGUUGUUUGGUCGGAGGAAGAAAGUUGAUAAAGAUUUCGUAUGAAGGUUUUAGCAUCCUUUAACACUCUUUCUGCCUUUAUCUGCAACCCCUAAUCAAACAUUAAAGCGGAAUGAAGUAGGCUACUGUUUUUUUUGUUUUUUUUUUCUCAGGAGAAUUCCCUUUUUAGAGUAUCAAUAUUUGAUGGUCUGUGCCUACACAGGACAUGCUAUUGAUAUUAGGGUUUCACUUUUGCAUAAUUAUUUUAUGUUUUUUUUUAUAUAUAUAUAUAUGUAUGCAUUAUUGAUAUUCCAAUUUUACGACCUUGAAGGUAAUGCCACUUAAGCUGUGACUAGCGCAUAUUAAGUGUGAAGAUGAAAGUUAAAUUUACCACUGUACCACUAAAGACAAUGCUUACCAAGUGAAAUUGAUUUAGCGGACAUUUUUCAAUCAUUGUGACUCACAGUACAUUAUUGAUUUUAUAUCCAGAUUGUGCAUUUUACAUGUAUUUAGCUGUUUUUGUUAGGAUAUUAUGUGUUGAAUUGCUUCUUGGUUUGCAUUAUCUGUUGUACAUUUGCAGUUCUUAAUCUUCGGUUAAAGUUAAUUUGUAAAGGGUGUGUAAAAGGCUGGUAAGCAUCAAAAGAAUGAGAAUUCCAGAGAGUCUGUUUAUUUAAUGGAUGCAUUAGGCCUGUUAUUGUAAUGAACACUUACAUACUGCACACAGUCAUACCAUUAACGUGUUAUGAUUUUAAAAUCAAAUUUGACUGUUUUAUUGCAUUGAUUUGCCAGCAUAUGUGCACAAAAAUGUAUCUAUGUUUGAAAGUUGGUUCAAAGGCUAAGGAAAAAUAAACUUGUCUUUUACUGACUGUCA
Molecule: messenger RNA, 5211 nt
Organism: Onychostoma macrolepis
Lineage: Eukaryota; Metazoa; Chordata; Actinopteri; Cypriniformes; Cyprinidae
Gene: tbcela
Product: tubulin folding cofactor E-like a
Exons: 9
Coding region: 567-1874 (435 amino acids)
Biological process (GO): protein folding
Molecular function (GO): alpha-tubulin binding
Source: RefSeq, a predicted model, not a curated record